AGAGGAAGCGAAAACGCUCUAUUUCCGCUGCAGCAGCGAGAACGAGCACGUCAAAAAAGAAAGGAAAAUGUGGACAGUUAGGACAAACUGAGGCGAGGGAAGGAACAUCGAACAACAUAUAGCAUCUUUAUUGAGCUCGGUUGCCAAGAAGUUGUUAUUAUAUAAAGGUAGCAGACACAAAAUUGACAGUUUAAGGGUCGUUUCGAGGUUAACUUGCCCCCUUGUUCUGUAGUGGUUCGCUUAGAGGAAGCAGCUCGGCUAGCCAGCUGAAUUAGCUAGCUAGCUCGCUAGAGAUGGGGACGAGAGCAAGUCGCCUACAGGAAGACCCGGUUCCCCCUGCUUUCGGAAAAGAUGGCACAAAGCGGGAUUCCUAUAGGCGAACCCGCUGUACCAGGCCCACCAGUCUUAUGGUCGACUUCUCGGGGAGCUUCGAGGACACGGAGGCCAACCGAAGCCGAUCAGAGGAGGGCAGUGACUCGGACCUGGGGCAGCAUGGGGCGAGCGCCGACGGCAGCCCCGCUGACCACCACAGCAUCCCCUCUAGCAUUAGCCAAGCGUCUCCUGCGGACGACAACAACAGCGAGGGGAAACCCGAGGAAGACGGGAAUAUAAGCCCGGAGCCUCCCGUGGUAGCGGAACACCAGUCCGGAGAGGAGACAGGCCGCACGCCCCACCGCACUUUUUCCGAGCGGCUGCCCGGGAAUAGGCACUCCUCCGCCCGCAGCGUGGGCGCAAGAUCCGCCCGGGUUCGAGGCACACACCAGCGGCCGGUUUCAGAGGCUUGGAUCGGCCUUUACCGUGUUAACAACCGUCAUGGCAAUAUCCGCUGUCCUUUCUGCUCCAAGCCCUUCCCCGGGGGUCGGAUUGAGGAUCACCUGUUGAGCUGCCUCACGUCUCCUCCCCUACCAUACAAUACGGAUGUGCUCAGUAAAGACAGCGGCGAGUGCUCCAUCUGUUUGGAGGAUCUGGUACAGGGAGAGACCAUUGCCAGGCUGGCUUGCCUCUGCGUCUACCAUAAGAGCUGCAUUGAUUCCUGGUCCAAGGUGAAACCCUGCUGCCCUGAACAUCCCUUCGAUUGACUCACGGGUCACAUUUACUCUGCACAGUGACCAACCCGACUCAGGAGACUACACUGAAUCCCAAUCAAAUCCCAAUAAAAAUGUGUAAUUGAACAAAGAAAAGCCCACAGUCCGUCUCCGACACAAACCUAUAUUUGAGCGGAGAACAGACGAUCCUAAGAAGAAGCUCCUGUUAGCGACAACCGACGCUCUCCAUUUGGAUCGGUCCAUUUGAACUUGGUCUAGGCCAUUUUAAAGCCAAACUCCAACAGUAAAAACAGCCACUCUGUCUCUGUCUAAUCUCUGGUUGAGACCCUUGUUGGAACACAAGUGGGCGAGGUUCCAUUUCCAUGUUAAGGACUUGGAACUCUCCCCAGAAAGAUCUUGAAUCUGGGCAGGAACACAAAAAAGUUAACUGUGACUCUGGAUCCUCUCCUGUGUAUUUUUUUUUUCUCCCUCCAAACGGGAUUGGUCAUUUUAUCAAGUAUUUAGCAGAAAGAGUAUUGUUCCAUGUCAUACAUUGGAUGAAUGUUUUCGUUCCUCGGCUAACCCCAAAUGAACCAACCUCACACCGAAAGCGUGAACCAUAACCACAUAAACGUUUCUUUAUUUUGAACCGGCUGAAGGUUGAGGGCUUGUUUUUGCUGAACGGGGGCUGCCGUUACUAGGCGUUUUCGUUUUUUUUUUUUUUACUAUUACCUGUAAACAUUUCAGGGAAAGUUUGGGGGCUAAUUGUCAUUAUUUUUUUUUUUUUUUUAGUAGGUCAAUUUUUUUGUAGGUGGUUAGUUAGCGCUGAGUUUAACAUGCUGCUACUUGCUGAGUGUUUAGGAACAUUGUAGGUAUUUCAUAGGGCCAUAGUAGCGCUGGUGUUGGCACCAAUUUGAGCACUUUUGUCCUUCAAGGCUGAUUUUAUUUUUUUCACAUGAGGUCUGGGAUAAGGCUGUGUGUGUAUGUGUGUGUUCAUGAUGACCAGGGACAGGUAAUGUCCUGAGCAUGACUGUGUAUUCAGGAAAGUGUGACUUUGUGUGUGUGUGAUUACUGUAAGUUGCCCAGAAGUCUGCUUGGUAAAGCGGGUUACCCUUUUUUUAAGGCUAGUUUUUUUUACGCUGGCAAACAUCCUGUUACACGUGGCAUUGGUACGCAACGUGGCAUUCUGUCCCUCUAACUCCCGUCUCCCUCCUCAUUGUCAAACUCUCUCUGGAGUGUAGUCCGGAUUGUUUUUGGACCAGACCCCAAGCGACAGUUUCGCCAUCUGGUUACAUUAAUGCCAGAUCGAGGAGGGAUAAAGGGAUGGAUGGAUAGAGGGAUGGAUUUUAGGGGGCAUGUUUACACAAAGUGGCAUCUGCCUCUCUCCCCAACACUGGAGGCUAUGGACAGCUGAUGGUUAAUUAUUACAUAACUAGCCCCCACCCCUUUCCCUUUUUUUUUUUUUGAAGAUAUUAUCUCAUCACAUUAUGAUCAUAACUAUUGCUAAGUGUUAAAUGGCUUCCCUUUGCCUUUUUUGUGUGUGUGUUGAUUGCCUUUGCCUGGUGAAGGGUUUUUCGUGUGCAAGCAGGUAUUUGUAGUGUUUUUUGGGCUGAACUGAGGUGGUAGCCCAACAGUUAAGCUGCUCAACAGAUGCUGACUGAUAGAGGUUGUACACAGGCCAGGGGAAAGAACAAAAACAUGAAUUGAUUGCUUUCGCUGCCUGUUCCAUGUGUUUAAACCUCUGUGCUCACAAGUGGUAUGGAUCCGUUUGGUGGUUAGCCCGGUGCACAGGUUUCCUACUGGCUAGUUUGUUCACCCCAGUUCUUUUUCCUGGUCCCUGAUGUUCUGCAGUCUGAGGUGCUACGACUUGUCCGGCCACUAGAGGGCAGCCCUGUGCAUGUUUCUUAUUUUUUGUAUAUCGGAGAAUAGAAAAAUAACGCCAAAAGUCCGUCUGUGCAUUUGGGGGCAUUGUGUGAGAGAGUGCAGAAGACGAGGUGCAUUGAUCAUUAGAUGUUACAUUUGUUGUGGUGAUAAGUUAUGAUGUUGUAUACUUUGGCUGGGAGGGAUGGGGGUGUUUGUUUGUGUGUGUGUUGGGGGGGUUUGGUGGUGGUGGUUGGGUUGUCGAUAAUGAUAAUAGACAAUCUAAAACCCCACAUUACUCUUUAUUUACUUUCUUACCCCCCUCUAAGCUGUGUGGUGCAAUACCUCAAUCUUUACCAAUGCUUACUAAACACUCUGUUAACUAGCGCCUCUCCAACCAAGGACGCUUUUUUGUAUAAAUGUCCCUAAAUCCUUGGUCUUGGAUCGCAGGGCACUGAUCCUCCGUCUGCCCUGUGCUUUGAGGUCAGUGUAUUAGAUGAGAAUCUGCAGCCCCAAGAUAUGGACAAUCUGCCUUUACUCUGGUAUUAAAAAAAACAAAAACAAAUUGAAUUUUAUUUAUUAAAUUGUAAAUAUGUAAUGCAAUUUAAGAAAAUGGCUUGGUCUUUGUCUGUUCAAUAUACUGUUUCUAAGCUCCAAUCUUUUGUAUGUCUCAGAAAUCGUUUUUAUAUGUAUUUUUUACAAUAAAUAUGUGUGAGAGA
Sander lucioperca (pikeperch) is the source of this 3604-nucleotide messenger RNA. RefSeq lists its product as uncharacterized. NCBI's taxonomy places the organism in Eukaryota, Metazoa, Chordata, Actinopteri, Perciformes, Percidae. The record is from RefSeq and is a predicted model, not a curated record. The transcript is spliced from 5 exons. Bases 294 to 1079 code for a protein of 261 amino acids.